AUAAAAUACUUGCAUACAUAUACGCGUACAUAUCGAUUAAUUAUAGAAAUUGGUAUUUGGACGUUUUUUUUAAACGGUCUGUUUUCGCUGAAUCAUUUCGUUUGGAACUAUUACUUAAGCUUAACAAGCAACAAUGGGAAUUCCUUGUAAGUCAUUUAAAUGUUUAAUUACAGUUCGCUCUAUCGGUUCAUUAUCACUCAUAGAGCUAUCUCUCAAAAAAUACAUAACGAUCGGCACGACUGCCUGAGUCAUAUCUGAAGUAACUUUGAACUUUAGACAUUUGGCUGAACAUUAAAUUCGCUGGGAUUGUAACGCGUAUCAUGUAGCUUCAUAGUCUUAUUUGAAAUGCAAUAAGCAAGAAUCGCAUACAAGAACGAGUUUGCCGCGGAACACGCUGAUCAAUGAUUUUCCGCGGAUUGGUUUUAUUUACAAAUAUAUGCAUCUACUGCCAACGUUCAUCGGUCUCGUUUGACAAUAAAAGCGACUUAACGACAAUUAACGAUACGUAACAAUUCACAAUGUACAAUAAACGCACGAAAAAAUUGUGAUACAUUUGAUAAAUCCAUGUAUACAUUAACUUUUAAGAAUUAGUACAACACUUUGUAAAAAGAUAAAAAAAAUGACACAAGACAAUGUAAUCGAGUGGAUCCAAGACGACGUCUCUAAAUGGCUGACUGAAACUGGUCAUGAUAAAUUUGUAGACCUCUUUCUGGAUCACGAGAUAGAUGGAAAAGUACUCCUGACAUUAAAGGAAGAAGACCUCAAACAGAUGUGCACGAGCCUUCAAAAGAUCGGUGAUAUCAAGAGGCUAUACAUUAGUCUAAAGCAAUUGCAAAGAGAUAAUAUGGCAGUAUUAUUUGAGUUGGGAUACAUAGAUAUAUUUCCAUCGUCGAAUUUUUAUAGUCACCACAAGCACGAAAUUCCAGUUAGCGGUACAAUAAAUAAUGAGGGAUCCAUAGAACAUGAAUAUUACUCAGCUUCCGUUUCUGAAGACGGUCACGCGUCUCACUUGCCGCCGGAGAUUUGGAAAGCCUUCAUAAGUUUAGCCUACUUGUUCAUUGUAACCUGGAUCACGGCGUUCGUUAUGGUGAUAGUCCAUGACCGGGUACCGGACAUGAAAAAGUAUCCGCCGUUACCGGACAUAUUCUUGGACAAUGUACCUCACAUACCAUGGGCCUUCGAUAUGUGCGAAGUAACGGGCACGAUACUGUUCGCUAUUUGGCUCGCUGUCUUGAUAUUUCACAAAUACAGAUUUAUUUUAUUACGACGGUUUUUCGCUCUAUCCGGUACAGUCUUCCUUUUAAGGUGCGUCACGAUGCUUAUCACUUCCUUAUCGGUGCCGGGAGCGCACUUGCAGUGUCAGCCGAGACCGGUUUCCGAAGAUUGGACUAGUUCUACGUACAUGGAUCUGUACAAUAAAAUCGCAAUGGCUUACGUUAUAUGGCGAGGUGCUGGCAUGUCUAUUCAAGGUGUCAGAACUUGCGGUGACUAUAUGUUCAGCGGUCACACCGUGGCUUUGACCAUGUUAAAUUUCUUCAUUACCGAAUAUACUCCUAGGCAUUUGUAUUUUCUGCACACGUUUACAUGGAUGCUCAACAUGUUCGGCAUAUUCUUCAUCCUUGCUGCGCACGAACACUACUCCAUCGACGUAUUCGUGGCUUUCUACAUUACAUCCCGUUUAUUCCUUUAUUAUCAUACUCUGGCCAACAAUCAAGCGCUGAUGCAACGAGAUUCGAACAGAACUCGGAUCUGGUUCCCGUUGUUCAGUUUCUUCGAAUCUUCCGUGGACGGAAUCGUGCCGAACGAGUAUGAAUCGCCAUCCUCGAUCGUUUGUAACUUGAUCGGCACCGGGAAGGACAUUUGGAACCUGGUGCGAUCUUCCAUUUGUUUUCGUAAAUCGUGGAGAAACAGUUUCAACGGAAACGUGAAGAAGAACAGCACAAAGGAACACUAGCCAAUUUUUCUUAUCCAGUUCUUCCCUUCCUUCCUUUCUAUCCACCUUCUUUUAAUUUUUUCAGUUUUAUAUUUAUUUUUAUCGAUGAUACGGUCGAUGGCCGAAAGAAAGUUUAAAAUUGCAACCGUCGCUCUCGAAUUAUUGUUCAUUGAUGAGUAAACUAAUAAUAAAAAUAGGAAAAUUUUAAACCGAAAAAUGAUUCGUUUGAAAUGAUCGUCUGAUAACGGAUUGCAAAAUGAAUGUAAGAUCUCGAAGGACAUUUUAAACUUUCUAUCGAGUCCGUACUGUACGUACUACCUCUGGCAGAAAGUUCUGUCAAUUAAACGAUACGACUAUUCGUUUGAUUGACGACAAAUUAACAUUUGUACAUAAGAUCAUUGUCUCCAUUUUUUCGACCAUUUUUUAUACAUAAUAUAUCCAGUUAUUUAGGUUGAUAAGAGUUAUCUUUUGAUAUCGCUCUACUAAUUGCGAACGAUUUUUUUAUAUUUUUCUCUUCUACAUACAUAAAUUAGUAGAUUCGUUUACGUUCUUCGACACGCAUAAGCGUAAUUAAACAAAUGUAAUUAUAUAAUACUACAAUUACGGUAUAAUUGCAAAGUAUCCGACUACCAAAAGAACCUUUUGUAAAUAACUUGUUUAAGAUUGUAUGUAUUUAUUAGAUGAUAAAUUCGGAGGGUGCUAAGUUUGUCUCAAAUAAAAGUGUAUACGCGUACACGUACGACAGUUUA
Molecule: messenger RNA, 2682 nt
Organism: Ceratina calcarata
Lineage: Eukaryota; Metazoa; Arthropoda; Insecta; Hymenoptera; Apidae
Gene: SMSr
Product: Sphingomyelin synthase related
Exons: 6
Coding region: 620-1954 (444 amino acids)
Biological process (GO): ceramide biosynthetic process
Cellular component (GO): plasma membrane; Golgi membrane; endoplasmic reticulum membrane
Molecular function (GO): ceramide cholinephosphotransferase activity; protein binding; sphingomyelin synthase activity
Source: RefSeq, a predicted model, not a curated record